Phytophthora nicotianae INRA-310 is the source of this 1017-nucleotide messenger RNA. RefSeq lists its product as hypothetical. Gene Ontology annotation, cellular component: cytoplasm. Bases 1 to 1017 code for a protein of 338 amino acids. The transcript is spliced from 3 exons. NCBI's taxonomy places the organism in Eukaryota, Oomycota, Peronosporomycetes, Peronosporales, Peronosporaceae. Gene Ontology annotation, molecular function: glutathione transferase activity. The record is from RefSeq and is a predicted model, not a curated record.
AUGACCACCAAGGCGUUCGUUGCCACGUCGACCAAGGGCGCGUUCCAGCGCGAGGCCUCGAAGUUCCGCAACUGGAUUGAGGGCAACAGCAGCGCCACCUUCCCAGCCGAGAGGAACCGCUACCACCUGUACGUCUCAUUGGCUUGCCCGUGGGCUUCACGUUGUCUCGGGGCAUUGUAUGUCAAGAAACUGGACGAUAUCAUUGGACUUUCAGUGGUGCACCCGGUCUUCCAACGGACUCGACCCAAUGACGACAACGACGCGCACUGUGGCUGGGCAUUUGCCGACCCAGAGACGACGCCAACGCUACCAGGACCUUCGGGUCUUGGGUCUUACUCGUCCAAAGGAUGCAUCCCAGAUACGGUAAACAACGCCAAAUUCAUCCGAGACUUGUACGACAUGUGCACGUCUGAGCCAACUCGGUACACUGUGCCGUUGUUGUGGGACAAGAAAGACAAGACGAUCGUGUCGAACGAGUCCGGGGACAUCGUUCGUAUGCUUAACAGUGCAUUUAAGGCCUUGGUGCCGUCCAAAGUGGACUUGUAUCCAGAAGAGUUGCAGUCGGAGAUUGAUGAACUCAACGAAUGGGUACAUGACGACGUCAGCAACGGCGUUUACAAAUGUGGCUUUGCGACGUCGCAGGAAGCGUAUGAAGAAGCUGUGGACAAGUUAUUUGGCGGUUUGAACCGUGCUGAAGAGAUCCUGGCUGCUCAUCGUUUCUUGGUUGGAGAUCGCUUCACUGAAGCUGAUCUGCGGCUUUUUACGACGCUGAUCCGCUUUGACGAAGUGUACGCGGUGCACUUCAAGGCCAACAAGAAGCUCAUUGCUCAGUAUCCGAACCUCAGCAAUAUGCCACCGAUCACUAAAAGUGUGAACAUGCAGCAGAUCAAACUGCAUUACUACGCAUCCCACACGCACUUGAACACGUUCGGCAUUGUUCCUGCUGGUCCCAGUGUUGACUUCACUCGCCCGCACGACCGGAACCGCUUCAGCAACGCCACACUGCCGAGUUUCUAA